AUGUCUCACUGCGGCGGAGGUGGCAGUGGCGAGAUACGCACGCAGUUCCCCUCCAAGGUCCCAAACCACGACGCGGUGCCGUUACAUACCAUCGCCUACGCAACAGGGGGUCAUCUCGGGAUACCGAAGAGCCUGAAGCACCGUCAAGAGCGCUUCGCGAGGCAACUCACCGUUUUCAAGCUAUGCUGCGCGCUGGGACGCGAAGGCGCGGUCUACGAGCGUGUCGAGGCCGCUUCGGCGCCUUCAUAUGAAGCGUUUAACGCCCAGAAAGGAAGGUCCUCGCUUAGCAGCGCCAAACAACAGGAUUUCUUCUCGAGCACUCCCUCCGGCGUUGACGCGCAGCUUCCGAUGCACGCCAGCGGCGAGGCGCGAUGCGCGCUCAGGAGGAGCUCGAGCCACCUUGAGCCGAGCAUCCGAAAGAUUCGGCGCUCUCGCGUCAAUUUUCCGUCGUAUAGAGAAGAGAUUGGGGGGGCGUACGGCUUCGACCUUGGCAUGAGCGUAUCACGCAGGCAGCACGCGCUAUGUAGCUUCGCGCGCGUCAAAUCUUCGCCGCAGGAGAUCCUCCGCGUUUUUGGCUACGCUCUGGCUAACCCUAAGUCGCUAUCACUCUGCUCGAUUCUCCUCUCUCUUGUCAACAGCCAGGGGCGCGCGCUAAGCCGCAUCAAGAGCAAUCAGUCGUCGGCCUUCGACGACGACCGGAACAAUGCGCGUACAUCUAGGCGACGCGCAGACUGCCCUUUAGCGCUUUGGGCGCCAUCCCUGCGCUCCGUCCCAUCCGCUAGCGUCUACCAUCGCGCGAGCGCGCUGCUCGCCGUCGUCAGAUAUACCCAUCCCCUCUGUACCGGUACCGUGAGCAGCGUCGACGAGGGGAAUCUCGCCGGAGCGCGCCCCUCGCCCGCGUACGAGGCUGGGGCGCUCCCUCGCGUUUUGAACAAAGCUGGCCUCCCUCCUCCGGCGUACGAGGACGAAGCGCCCUUCAUUGCCACCACGUCGAAGAGGACGAAGACGGCUUUCCGCGUAUGCAUACGAGGAGACGAAGCGCCCCUCGCCGCGUUGAAGACGGCUCCUCCCGUGUGUCCAGUUGAGAGCGAAGCGCCUCGCCGCGUCAAAGAGGACGAAGACGGCCUACUCGCGUCGCGUACGGGGACGAAGUGCGCACCCACCGUACACUCUCGCGUGUCGAGGGGACGAGAGCUCCUCCGCGUAUUGCGAACGAAGGGCCCUCACCUCGUGUCGAUUAGGACAAAGGGCUCCCUCAUGCGGAGUGAGGACAACAGGCGCUCCCGCGCGUGA
This is a messenger RNA of Schizophyllum commune H4-8, 1293 nucleotides long. RefSeq lists its product as uncharacterized. The transcript has 12 exons. The record is from RefSeq and is a predicted model, not a curated record. The coding region runs from base 1 to 1293 and encodes 430 amino acids. NCBI's taxonomy places the organism in Eukaryota, Fungi, Basidiomycota, Agaricomycetes, Agaricales, Schizophyllaceae.